AUGGUUGACACCGCUGCAAUUGUUGUUGCUGUUCUCGCGCUAUUGGGCACCAUCAUACAAGCGGUCAUUGGUGGUUGGAUUGGUUAUCACUCAGAGGAAAGAAAACAACAGGACCAGCACCGACAGACUGUUGCCAAGUACCGCUACCCUCUUUCUAGAGCAGCAGAGGACCUCUCGCACAAGCUUCUUAACAUUGUCAGCCACAACUUUGCUUCACUUUACGCUUCCGAGGACUCUCCCGAACGACAAAGGUCUUAUGCAACUCUCCACACAUCCUACGUUAUCGGACAAUUCUUUUCCUGGGCUCAAAUUCUCUAUCAGGAAACACAAUUUCUUACCCCACCUCAUGGCGACUUUGAUAGCAGAGAAACCAACAGGAUUCUGAAGGAGAUCCGCAUGACCCUUCUCACUGAUACAGGCUCUUCACCCUUCAUGCUAUGGUCGGGUGAGCAACGUGCCAUCAGUGAGAUCAUGAUCGUGCGAGACCCCCAGGAGGACGGUGGACAAGCACGUUGCAUGGGGUAUGCAACAUUCUGUCAACAAUGGAAAGCGGACGAGCAGUUCAGGGCUUGGUUUGCUCCUGUCGAAGAAGGGUUGGCCGUCCUUAGCGCCAACCCCAAAAAUGCCGAUAUGGAACGGUUGCAGUCCUUGCAACACCUGCUUGUCGAUCUGUUGCAACACCUGGCGCACUAUCACCUUUUGACCACUGAUAAAGUUUCUCGUUGCCGCGUGGCUCCUGUUUGGUGUCGCUGCAGGCAAUGCAAAGUCAAACCCAAACUGGGACUCUAA
Messenger RNA from Marasmius oreades (fairy-ring Marasmius), 789 nucleotides. RefSeq lists its product as uncharacterized. Bases 1 to 789 code for a protein of 262 amino acids. NCBI's taxonomy places the organism in Eukaryota, Fungi, Basidiomycota, Agaricomycetes, Agaricales, Marasmiaceae. The record is from RefSeq and is a predicted model, not a curated record. The transcript has a single exon.